Molecule: messenger RNA, 1146 nt
Organism: Strongyloides ratti
Lineage: Eukaryota; Metazoa; Nematoda; Chromadorea; Rhabditida; Strongyloididae
Product: Queuine tRNA-ribosyltransferase subunit QTRTD1
Exons: 1
Coding region: 1-1146 (381 amino acids)
Molecular function (GO): pentosyltransferase activity
Source: RefSeq, a predicted model, not a curated record
AUGAUAAAAUUUGAGGUUAGAAAAUGUACAAAUAUUGGAAGGUUAGGUGAAUUUAUUGAAUGGGGUGAGGAAAAAUAUAUGAAACAUAAAACACCAAGUUAUAUGAUUUAUACUCGAGGAGGAAGUAUACCUCAUUUGCAUUGGAAAAAUUUUGAAAAUUAUUUGAAAUUAAAGCAAGAACCUAUAGUUCAAAUAAGUAUUUCUAGUUUUUCUAAUUCACUAGAUGUUUUAGAAAAUUAUGGUAAAGGUGUUUCUACAUUUGCUAACAUUCCUAGAAAUUUACCUAUUCAUUUAACAAUUUUGGAUCAACUAGGGAGAAUUGAAAUAGGUUAUAAUAAUGAUCUUGGUAUGGCUAUAUGGACUAAAUCUGGAAAACGAUCAGUUAAUGGUGAGUAUUAUAAAAAAUUUAUUGAUAUUGUAAAACCAAGUAGUUUUUCAACAUUAAUGGAUUAUGAUACUCCUAAAGAUUCAUUAGAAAAAAGAUUAAAAAGAUCUAUUGCUAGAACUAAUAUUUAUAUGAAAAAUUUUGACAGUAAAGGUGAAGUAAACAUUCCAAGAAUUGUUUCAAUAAAUGGUGGAAAUUCUUUAGAGUGUAGAGAAGAACUAGCAUCUUUCUUUGCUGUUAAUCCAAAAGCAUCAGGAUUUAAUUUAGAUAUGACACUAUUUUCUAAUUCUGAGGAAAAUAAAUUGUACAUGGGAUUUGAUGAAAAAUAUAUCAAAAAUUUACUUAAAGUGACAUUUGAAAUUUUACCAGUAAAAAAAUUUAAAGUUUCUGAGGGUGUUUUUAAUCCAACACAAAUUUUAUCAUUAAUCUCUAUUGGUUUUGAUCUUUUUGAUAGUUCCUAUGCAUCAAAACUAGCUUCAGAGGGUAAAUGUUUCAGAUUAAAUGAUGACUACCCAAAUUGUGGUGGUAAUUUUAAAGAAAUUGACUUUAAACAAAAAGAGUUGUUUGAAAAAGAUUUUUCAAGUGUUACAAAUAAUUGUAAAUGUUAUACAUGUAAAAAUUAUACAAAAUCUUAUAUGGCUCAUCUAGUUAAUACAAAAGAAUUACUAGCUCCAUUAUUAUUGACUAUUCACAAUAUUUUUGAAUAUGAUAGAAUGUUUGAUAUUAUUAGAAAAUACAUUGAUUCUCAAAAUUCUUGUUAA